UCUAGAAAACAUUAAAUGAACUAAGUUCAAAAAAAUUAUUGUUUUUUUUAUUUAAUUAAAAAAAUAUAAACAAAAUUAUUGUAAUCUUUAAGAAGCAUUAAAAUUCAAUUGUAAAUCAUGACAACAAAAUGCCAACCACCAAAGAGUCCAUAUCAUAAACAUGAAUUUAACACCUGUACUGAACCGACAUCUUUUGAUCCACUGUUUAUGGAGAAUAUAAAUGAUGUAGCGGAUACAUUGGUUGAGAUUAUGAUUGUAUGUGGCAUACACCGUUGCAAGGCGAAAGCAUCAAAAUCCACAAUAAUCAAAGCAUUCCAAUUUUACGAUAUCAAACGACAUCGAUUUGAUGUAGCCCGAGAAGAAGAAGGUAUUUCUAGGAAUGAUAUGGUUUGUAAUUUUCAAUGCAAAUGCAUGAUGACUCAUAUAGAAGCGUUGCUGGCUUAUGGUAUUGUUAAGAGAUCGGUAAAAGCUUUUUAUCAUGGAACUCCAGACUACAGUAUACGAAGUCCUAUUACUGAAGCGGUAAUUUUAAAGGAACAAGAAUUUAUAUGGCAACAUGCUGCCACAAGAACCGUUCAGUUGUUUGAACCAUAUGAACAUAUAUUUUUCAAUGCACAUCAAAAUUAUGCCCAGUUAAUUGUAAAAAUCUACAAAGAAUUACAUAAUCGCAUAAAAAGUCGUGCUGAUCCAGUUCUAAUUGAAGAUUAUCAUCCCAGAGGAUGUGUUAAGAAGAUAGUUAUUGGUACAAAGUCCCCACCCAAAUUGGAUAGCGAAAAACUAAGAUGUGUGGAGAAAUGUUCCAAAAUUGAAGAAAUGAAAAAGUAUAUUAAUCAUUUGCCGGACAAAUCGUUUCCAUUCAAAAGUGUGACUAAAUCUUGUGAAUUUAUAUUUGGUUCUAAAGAAUCUUCUGCACCACCACAACCUUUGGAAACACAAGCAGGAAUAAAGAAUAAACCCAAAAAAUAUGAAGUGAAUCUGCCACGUUGUUACCAAUGUAAUUGUCCCAAAUUGAUUUGUGAUUGUGACAUCGAAAGAGAUACAGGCAUACUAGCCGUCGAAUGUUCCCAAGGGCCUUACGAAUGUCAGUGGGUGAGAAUCGAUAAGAAUGACAGACCUGAUCCGUGUAUAGAAAAAAGAGAAUUACAUCAGUGUCCCAUCGAUUGUCCAACUUCAGAAAGUUCUAGUGAAGAAGAUGAAAAUCAAUGGUCUGAGUGUUCUGAAGGAAAUGAAUCUGAUGAAUAUCGAGAAACCGCGGAGGAACAAGAGUAUGAAGAAACGGAUAAUGAAGAGUCUUUGGAAAGGAUGAUGCCUAAAAAUUUACCAAAACGUAAAACCACAAAUGAGUGUGAAAGAAGAGAAAUUAGUAAAUUACCUGCUACGAAAAUUUGUUAAUUGAUAUUUUAUUUGCCCUAAAGAUCUGUCAGUUAAUUUACUUGUCUGUUUUUUAUAGCGAUAAAUCUAAAUUAAACACUAAGAAUAUUAUAUUCGUUAUUAUCAGAUCUUAUAUACCCGCCAUUAAAAUAUGUAUAUAUGUGUCGCAAAGUUUUAUAGUAGCCAAAAUCUGUUAACUUUGAAAUUAUGGCACUCGUUUUAGGUUUAUAAGAUUCAUAAUCGAAUAUAACAUUCUUAUUUAACAUGGACUUGGGCCAAUUAUGUCUGAACUGAACAGAAUUAGAAAGAAAUAAAAG
Molecule: messenger RNA, 1688 nt
Organism: Lucilia sericata (common green bottle fly)
Lineage: Eukaryota; Metazoa; Arthropoda; Insecta; Diptera; Calliphoridae
Exons: 2
Coding region: 118-1392 (424 amino acids)
Source: RefSeq, a predicted model, not a curated record